AUGUGCUCCACCUCAUGCUGCUCCGUCGUGAAGAGCAAAACGGUCUGCUGCAGCCCGUGCCAGAAGACCGUCUGCUGCGACCCGUGCCAGAAGACCCAAGCCUGCUGUGACCCGUGCCAGAAGACCGUCUGCUGUGAUCCGUGCCAGAAGCCCUGCUGUGACCCGUGCCAGCAAGCCUGUUGUGACCCAUGCCAGCAGGUGUGCUGUGACCCAUGCCAGAAGCCCUGCUGUGACCCGUGCCAGCAAGCCUGUUGUGACCCAUGCCAGCAGGUGUGCUGUGACCCAUGCCAGAAGCCCUGCUGUGACCCGUGCCAGCAAGCCUGUUGUGACCCAUGCCAGCAGGUGUGCUGUGACCCAUGCCAGAAGCCCUGCUGUGACCCGUGCCAGCAAGCCUGCUGUGACCCGUGCCAGCAGUCUACCUGCUGUGACCCAUGCCAGCAAGCGUGCUGUGACCCGUGCCAGCAGCCCAUCUGCUGCACCAAGGUGUGCCAGAAGUCCUGCUGCUGCACGCAGCCCCCCUGCUGCUGCUGUGGCUGCCCCUGCUCCGGAUGCCUGUCCUGCUGCUCCUACGUGGUGAAGAAAAAGCCCAUGGUGGUGUGCUGCAGCCCCGCGCCGUGCUGCUCUCCCGUGAGGAGGUGUUGCAUUCCCAUCCAGCAGUGCUGCGCCGCCAUCAAGAAACGCUGCUGA
Molecule: messenger RNA, 687 nt
Organism: Apaloderma vittatum (bar-tailed trogon)
Lineage: Eukaryota; Metazoa; Chordata; Aves; Trogoniformes; Trogonidae
Product: keratin-associated protein 10-4-like
Exons: 2
Coding region: 1-687 (228 amino acids)
Source: RefSeq, a predicted model, not a curated record